This is a messenger RNA of Leopardus geoffroyi (Geoffroy's cat), 6895 nucleotides long. It is a transcript of the gene SLX4, whose product is annotated as SLX4 structure-specific endonuclease subunit. The coding region runs from base 1829 to 6337 and encodes 1502 amino acids. NCBI's taxonomy places the organism in Eukaryota, Metazoa, Chordata, Mammalia, Carnivora, Felidae. Gene Ontology annotation, cellular component: nucleus; Slx1-Slx4 complex. The transcript is spliced from 13 exons. Gene Ontology annotation, molecular function: enzyme binding; DNA binding. Gene Ontology annotation, biological process: resolution of meiotic recombination intermediates; meiotic DNA double-strand break processing; interstrand cross-link repair. The record is from RefSeq and is a predicted model, not a curated record.
CAAGAGAGCAGAUCCUGAGCGCCUGCAGCAUGCUUCCGAACGGUGCUCCCUGGAGUCUGCAGUUGAAGAAAACCUCCCGAAGGGCCCUCGAGAGAUGACGGCAGGGGACGAAAGGAAGUUCCAGACAUCAUGAUGUUUCACCCCUCGAUCUCCUACGUGAUCAAAGUGUUGCUGCCACACCUAAUUCCAUAAUUCUGCCUGGUGUCCGCUUCAUAUUAAAAUGUCCCCACUUGUCCCAGGGACAGUUUUAUAGCUGGUUUCUUUUUUUUCUGAAUAAGGAUCCGUUAGAACUAGAUGUCCACAAACUGCAUCUGCGACAGUUUAGUAAUGUCUUAAAGUCUAGACCCUAGAAUAGCCCCCUUGUCUUUUUCAUGAUUUUUUCAUUAGUGCAGGACAACUGUGUUUUAAAAUUUCCCACUUUUCUAGAUUUAUUUGCUCACGGUGUCAUUUAACCACUUCCUGUAAGCCCUGUGUUGCAUCACACGUGAGUAGACUGGAGUUCUGAGUGGCUCAGGGUUAAAAUAGCUUGGCAACAACAUUACAGGUGGUGUGCCCCAGGAGGCAGUCCCAUUCUUUAUCCCACAAACAACAGGAGCCCUCCUCCCUGGUGAAAAGACACACGAGGGAAAAAAAUAGGAAGAGACUGCAUAGAUAGUCCUACAGCUAAUAAAUAUGGAGUCUGUUGGUACCGACGUGCAGAUUUCCCCUUGGGAGCACUGAGGAUUCUCAGGCUACCUCUGAGGUCCACGCAGGCAGCGAUGUGGCAGCUGCUGCGCCAUCAGUCCCCACAGCACCAACAGGGUGCACAGGAGUUGCUCAGCUAGAACACGAGCUCGGCACCCGCCCUCCGUGGGACUUGGUGUUUCCAUCGAUCUUCACAGCAAAGCCAGUCAUGCUGAGUAUUCAGGAGACAGAAACCAUUUCUUUGUUUAAAAAAAAAAAAAAUAGGGCACCAAAAUGAAGGAUGAUGUGUUUCUGGCUUUAGUGGAAAGAGCGAUAGACUGUAGGAAUAUUCAAGGACUGAGGAUUUGUGAAGUUCUCCAAGCACCUCCCUGUGAGUGCCAACGGUCUGCUCCAACAAAUUCAGAUGUGACAGAGGGCCGCGGCCGUGGCCCAGCCACCAAGAGCGCCAUCUCCAGACCAGAACCAGUCAGUCCGUCCUUUGGUCUGAUGCUGAGAAGGAGACUCACCUUUGAAGACAGAAAGGCAUUUAUUUCACUUUGACCUGUUUUUUCUAGGAUGGGAAACAAAAGGUCCUAGCAGUAGGAAAGGCUGCACUUUGAAGAGAAAACCUAGAUUUAUUGGAAUAGGAGCCUCGCAAGCCUGGAACGCCCGAGGCGGACUGUCGCAGAAAUGGGGAAAACGGAAGGCGCGUUCUCCAGGACGCUGCUGCUCAGACGGUGGCCCUGACCUGUCAGAAAUGCGGAAUCUCAGGCCUCCCCUAGACCUGUGGGAUGCAGACCUGUGCUUUAACAGGCUUCCCAGGGUUCUUCUGCACACUUGGGGGAGUUCCUGUUCCAGGGGCCCUGCUUACAUCCACACUCACCGGACAGGGCGGGGCCGGGUCUGCUUUCUCCACACUCCACCCACUGCGGGUGCUCCGUGAGGCCUGGCAGGCGGUGCAGGGGUAUGCAGGUGAGCUCGUCCUCACGGGUCUUCGUGCCUCUUCACAGGGUCGGGGCCCUGGCUCCCUGCCACAGAGAGUGACGCGGCGGUGGCCUUCGCCCUGCAGCAGGAGUUUGGGCAGGAACAAGCAUCGUUACCUGAUGAGAACCUGGAGGAGACAGGGUUGUUCUUCUGCCAGAUCUGUCAAAAGAACCUCUCAGCCAUGAACGUGACACGGAGGGAGCAGCAUGUGAACCGGUGCUUGGAUGAGGCUGAAAAGGCACUGGCACCCACCACACCACGGAUCCCCGAAUGCCCGAUUUGUGGGAGGCCGUUUCUCACCCCGAAGAGCAGAAUCAGUCACCUGAAACAGUGCGCGGUGAACAUGGACGUGGGCCCCCAGCUCCUGCUCCAGGCCGUGCGGCUGCAGACGGUUCCACCGGAGGGGGCCUGUGGCACACUGGCAUCAAGCUUCAGCCAUCAGGCUGGAGGUGUGAAGCGGAGGGGAGCCACCAACCAGAAGGAGCUGCAGAGGAAGCGGAGGGUCACCAAGCCCGAGGCGCCGUCCGAGGACUUGCUGGUGGCCAUGGCCUUGUCCCGGUCUGAGAUGGAGCAGGAGGCUGUGCCAGCGGUGCUCAGACUGGGAAAUGCCUUUUCUGAGAGGAUAAGACUGGGAGCAGAAAAGAAGAGCCGCAAGAGGAAGGCGCCUGUUUCCCCUCCCCCAUUGUUAGUCCAGGACCCGGAGACCAUGGGGAGGCUGACGGCGGAUAGGGUGGCCCAGCUCUUUGCCGAGGAGGUGGAGGAGCUGUCCAGCACGCCGCCGCUUCCCACGAGCAGGAUUCUAAAGGAAGAGCUGGGAAAGGCCGGUCGGUGUCUGCGGCCACCUGGAAGGAAGCAGAACUUUCUGUGGGAAGGCAGCGCCCUGACUGGAGCCUGGGCCCUGGAAGCCUUCUACACGGCAAGCCUGGUCCCUCCCAUGGUGCCCCAGCGGCCUGCAAAGGCUCUUACACAGGAGCCCAUGCUCCUCCCAGGGCUGCCUGACCAGCCAGAGCUGGGAGUGCAGACGCCACCUGCUGUCCCCAGUGCCCACCCUGCAGGCCACAGCCCCAGGAGCCCAGGCCCCUCUGCCAGCCAGAGGGAGCACCAGGCCCUGCAGGACCUUGUGGACCUGGCGGGAGAGGGGAUGAAUGCCAGCCCAUGGCCCUGCAGUGGGGGACCAGCCAGCCCGGGAGGGGUUGCAGGGAUGGAUUUGUCACCCACUGGCCUUCCACUGACUGGGUUUAUCCCGCCAUCCCAGGAAGAGCAGCUGGAGAGGGGCGGCCAAACUUCGCUCACCCUCAGUUUGCUGCUGGCUGACUUCAGAGCCAUGGUCAAUAACCCACAGCUGAGCGACAUCCAGCUUCAGACAGACAGCGGGGAGGUGCUUUACGCCCACAAGUUCGUGCUUUAUGCCCGCUGCCCCCUUCUCAUGCAGUAUGUGAACAGCGAAGGCUUCUUCGCCGUGGAGGACGGCGACGUGAAGAGCCAGCGCGCGCUGCUGGGUGGCGUGAGCGCCGAGGCUGCCCGUGCGCUCCUGCACUAUCUCUACACCGCGGACCCCGGCGUGCCUCCCCGGCUGGUGCCCGGCCUGAGCGCUCUGGCCCGCAGGUUCGGCGUUAGCGAGCUUGUUCUUCUGUGCGAACAAGAGCCUGAUGUGAUGGGUUCAGAGGACAGGCCACGGAAGGAGAAGGAAGACGAGGACUGUGAAAGCCGGGCGGAGAACUUCCAAGAACUCUUGAGGUCCAUGUGGAUAAAGGAAGAGGAAGAAGCAGAGGCUUCAUUGAAAUCCGAGGGCUGUGAAGAAGACAGAGAAAAAGUGGGUGAGGCAGAAAUGGACGAGAUUUAUGAAUUUGCAGCCACUCAGCGCAAGCUGCUCCGGGGGGAGAGCACUCCAGAGGUCAAGGAAGAAACGGACCGGUUUGGGGAGGAUGGUCCCUCGUCUGCACAAAUCUCAUUAAGUGUUCAGGUUCACGAACAGCCGGAAAAUGCAGAAGAGAUGGAACUGUGUGACCAGAGAAGAGAUGAGGCCCCAGUCAAAUGGAAGAGCGUGGGACCGUCCACGCCCCUGCGACUCAAGGGCCAUGGUGCAGAUGUAGAGACAGCAGGGUCCCCAGAGGAAGCACCGGGGCGUCCCGGCUCCUCUCGCCCCUCUCGGGGCGGCCGGACAGGGAGAAAGGAAGGUGCGUUUUGGUGCUCGGCUGCUGCUGCCGCUGAACAGCCCUUUUCAUCGACUCCCAGAAGAUGCCCUGAACCGUCGCAGACAACAAGUGAGCUCCAGGAAGACAAUGGCACGGCCACGAGAAAGGGGGUGGAAAGUCCUUGUACCCCUGCCCACCGGCAGGCACCCCCAUUGCGCCCGUGCCUGUCGAAGCUCCUUCAAGGCAGGAGUCCUGGCCGGCCACGCCCUUGCCCUCGCCCUCAUCACACCGGCCAGUCGCCCAGCGGAGCUUCUAGGGCAGCCUCCCAGGACUCACCAUCCAAGCAGAGGAGGGGCAGGAGCCUCUGCAAGCUACUUAAAGAUCCAGGCCUUCAGAAAGGCAAAGAACGUGGUUCCUUGUUGGAAUGCAGAAAUAAAGGGGCUCCGGUCUCCCCAGAAAAAUCUCCAUCCAUUGACCUCACCCAAUCAAAACCUGGUCAUUUGAGCUCCCGAUCUCAGAAUACUCCAUCCAGCAAGAACACAGAAGAUGAGAUUAUCCUUUUACUGGACUCCGAUGAAGAGCUGGAGCUGGAACAAACCAAAACAAAGUCAGUUCUUAAUGGUCCCCUGGAAGAAAGGAAAGCGCUAGAAGUUAGCACCAAGUCUUCUGAGCUGUUUUCCGUCAUCGACGUUGAUGCAGAUCAGGAUUCUUUCCAAAGCCCACCACAAAGAGAGGCGGAACUGCUGUGUGGGGAGGAGAGGCCGCCAGGGAGCCAGGGCUCGGGGGAGGGCAGAGGGACCCCUCAGCUGUUCUGUGACCCCGAGAGCGGCCCUGAGGAGGACAGCACCACAGACGCCUCAUGGCUGGUGCCCGCCACCCCCCUGGCUAGCAGAAGCCGUGACUCUUCAUCCCAGACCCAAAUAACAGGCCUCAGGUCCAGGGCUUUAGUGGAUCACAUGGCCCAGUUGAAACCCUGGGCCUCCCUAGAAAACAGGGAUAGACCCGAAGCUGCAAAUACGUGUUCGACAGCCAGGCCCCAGAUGUCACCACCGCACUUGGGCCCCAUCAUUGCAGGAAGCCCCGACAGCAGGGGCCCAUGCAGUCCCCACCCCGGGCGCCUCCAGCACUUUGCUCUUCUGGCGGCCUGUCCCAUCUCAGGGGGCCUCGCCGAUUCCACGGGGCGGCUCCGGAAGCGCUCGCCCCUCGGGCCCAGCCUGCUGAAUCAGGCCACCGCGAGUGAGGUAGUGGAGGUGGAGGACAGCGAAGACGAGCGGGAGGUGGCCAACAGCAGCCCCCUGCCGGACAACGACCCUCCGAUCCCUCUUGACGACUGCCACUGGCACGUGGAGCCCCUCUCUCCGAUUCCGAUCGACCGCUUGAAUCUUGAGCUGACGGGGCCCCUGAGCACUAGUAGUCCCAGCGGUUAUGGCCACUCCCCGGCCCUCUCGGGCACCACCCCCAUCCGAGGAAGCCUUGCCGGCCAAAGAAAGGCUCCAGAGAAGUCCCCUCGGGCCGGCUCGCCUGGGAGCAGCAGGCAGAGCUUUCUGGACUCCGCUCUGUGGGACCACUGGGAUGAAAAAGAACAGACGUCUCCAGAGCUCCUUCCUGCGGCCCAGAUGCCGGGUGCUGAUGAAGCUCAGAAAUCAGAAGGGUUAGAGACGCCAAAAGGUGCUCAUUGGAAGAACUUGCCCCCGAAAGUGCCCAUAACCCCAAUGCCAAGGUAUUCCAUCAUGGAGACCCCGGUACUGAAGAAAGAACUGGAUAGGUUUGGCGUCCGCCCUCUACCCAAACGCCAGAUGGUCCUGAAACUGAAGGAGAUAUUCCAGUACACUCACCAGACUCUGGAGUCAGACUCCGAGAAUGAGAGCCAGUCCUCACGGGUGCUCCUGGAGGUGCCUCACAGCCAGACCCAAGCCAGCAAGACGUCCAAGGGCUCCUCUCAUCAAGAGAAUCCUCCUGGUGGAAGCCUCCCUCCAAUGAGCAGGGAGGAGCCUCCAGGCUCUGAUGGUGACGCCCAGCUCCCAGCCUCCCAGGAAUCAGUGGCCUCCUCUGUGGACAGCAGUGACGGGUCCUUUAACUCACAAAGUUCUUCCUGUGAGUUUGGAGUGGCCUUUGAGUCUGCAGGGGAUGAAGAGGGUCAAGAGGAGAUAAGUGCAUCACAGACAGCUGCCCAGGCGGCAGCCACGGAGGAGGCAGUGAGGCGCUACAUCCGCUCCCGGCCGGCCCUCUACCGCAAGGUCCUGCUCUAUCAGCCCUUUGAGUUGGCCGAGCUGCAGGCCGAGCUGAAGCAGCAUGGCAUCCGCAUGGCCCUGGGGAAGCUGCUGGAUUUCCUGGAUGCCCACUGUAUCACCUUCACCACCUCUGCGGCCCGGAAGGAGAAGCUCCAGAGGAAGAGGCGGCAGCCCGUGGCCAAGAAGAAGCGGGGCAGGGCCGCGGGCCGGUCCACCCCUCCCCACCCGCAGCCGUCCGCAGCCUGUGAGCGUCUGCAGCCCCCCUCGGCGAGCCAGGUCUCCACGGGCGUUUCGGGGCCUGGGGACCACAUCAACCCCCCGUGAAAGUGACGAUGGCACCGAGUUGGGUCAGCUUUCCCCAACUCCGUUUCCACGGGCCUCAGGGCCCCAGCCCCUUCCUCUUGUCAGUGCCCAUGGUUUGUCUCCCUUUGUCUCCCUGUGACCCCGCCGUGGGUGGCCGCCAGCUAGCCAGGACGAGGUCUUUCGGGUACAGGGUGUCCUCGUCCUGAGGUGGACAUCCAGGGCCAGCUUGCCCUUGCCCUGCCUUCCUUCUCGACACUUGGCCAUAGUCCCAGCCUCCACCAGCAGACCAGGUGCCCACAAGCCUGUCACUGCCACAUGUUAGGUGCUCUGCUGGCCCACCCAUCCCGCCUAGAUACCUGUCAUAGUCACCAGCAGUCUCCAAACUGGGCAGUGCGGGCGGGCCCGGCUUUGCCGGGUAUGUGGGGGAAGCUAUCUCCAGCCUCAGGAGCGGUGUGGAGUAUGGGUGAGGGCCAGAAAAGAGGAAAGGUCUGGGUCUCUACAUCCGUGUGAAUGCCUUGUCUGUUUUAAAUACGGUGCAGUCCAUUUUAUAUGAUGUGCAAUAAAAACAAAAAGGCUGUA